CCUAUUGUAAUUGCUGCUUUAUGUCCGGAUCUGAUAAAAUUAUUUAUGCAUGAUAUUUGCCGUAUCUGACCACUGAUCAUAUACUACUGGCGCAAAGUCUUCAUUAAGAGGAAUUGAUAACUCUACAAGAAGCCUUUCGCCAUCACAUUCACUCAACAAAUCUUCAGAAUUAUUCUCAGCAGAUGUGAGCAGGAAUUGCAGGCGAAACAACAAUAGGGCCAAGUUAAUGACAACAUUUCCUUGCUGCAAUGAUACGGAUAAUGAUUUGAUCAGAGAUUUGGCUAGCACCAUGAGUGCGUGACGGCAGGCAGUUUACAUGGACGCUUUAAUCUUACAAAGGUGUGAGUAUUUUACUAGUUUCAGAGAGCGAUCGAUCCGGAAUGUUUUUUUCUUCUCCUUCUUUUAAAAUGCACGUGUUGGCAGUCUCCGCCCAUUUAGAAUGCUGACAGACGGAAAGAAUUGUUUGAAUUCACGGCGUACAGUUACAACAGUGAAAGUGCGCGAGCAGUAUGAAUGAAAUCGUAUCCAUAGACGCUGGCCGAGCGGAAAUGUCUAACAAUUUCAGUGAAGCAAUUCUGAUGACAAUCUCCGAAGCACAGCUUAAUAUGACGACGUUUAACGCGUCUUUGACAACGAAUGAUUCAAACUCUAGUCUUAGUAAACAUGCAUUUCUGUCGGAUGAGUCUCUUUCAGGAUUAAUAGUUUUAUAUACUUUAACGACUUUACUUUCAAUAACGGGAAACAUUUUUGUGGUCCUUGUCUUUGCCAAAGGACGACAUUCUCGAACUGAUCUGCGACCGUUCCUCAUCAAUCUGGCGGUUGCAGAUUUAGUUAUGGCAUUUUUUUGUAUGCCUUUUACUUUCGCAGACACCAUCCUGGGACAAUGGGUUUUCUACAAACCCAUUUGCACGCUGGUGCUCUUUGUUCAACUGUUUUCUGUGGCAGCAAGUGUCAUGACAAAUAUGGCGAUAGGGAUAGACCGAUUCCUUGUGGUCCUUUUCCCCUUGCGAUCAAGAGUAACAUAUUCUCGCUCAAAAUAUGUCAUAACUGUCAUAUGGUUUUGUGCGUUUUCCUUAGCCUCCGUGCAGUUUUUUGUUGGUAGGGCCCAGAAACACGGGGACAUUUAUAAGUGUGUUGAGGUGUGGCCCACCCCGGGCUCCCGGAAGAUUUACACAGUGUGCUUGUUUUUGUUUACUUACAUAAUUCCACUUUUAAUUCUUGCCAUAACAUACGCUAUCGUGGGAAUUCUUCUUUGGAAAAGGACAGCUCCCGGAAAUAAGGAUCAAACGCGGGAUUUACAUAGAUUAAGGUCAAAGAUCAAGAUUGUCAAAAUGUUGGUCAUAGUAGUCGCAGUAUUCGGGGUGUGUUGGCUUCCUCUUCACGUCUUUGCGAUGCUUGUUGACUUCUACGAGGGGUUUCUUCAGUUCGAGAAUGAACAGGAACACUUGAGAGUUUUAAUCAUGUUCCUAUGCGUCCACUGGUUAGCUAUGUCGAACAGUUUUGCUAAUCCAAUCAUUUACGGGUUCACAAAUGAAAAUUUCAGGAAAGAUCUAGCGCUGCUGUUUUACAUGUGGUGUCCCUGUUGUGGCUGUUUACAAAGAAUUCUACCAAGAACCACAAGCUCCCAGUCCCGUACCAAAGACAGCUUUAUCCUGAAACAGCAGAGUACGUUAAAGCGGGGAUACCGGCCAGGGCACAACUCUGUCUGCUACAGAAACAAUGUUGAUAGGCUUCCCAGAUAUAUGUCUGUUAAAAUGUGUGGUCAAGACAGCAAAGAAAGCGGCUCGGAGUGACGCUUUGCCUCCGAUUAACUUCUUAAUCUCUUGACGCUUCAUCUUCUCGUCACUGGAGUAUAUGUUUUUGACGUUCUAUUAAACGAAAACUUGAUUCUUAGUAUCCAUGCACUGCUAUGUUCCCUUUUGAUUUAUUUGCGCAAUUUCUGGUCGAUCGUAAAUUUUGUAUCGCGUCUGUUGCACGGAUUCAACUGAAUUGCGCGCCAAAGUGCAAUUCAAAAUUACGCGGUAACGAUAAAAAUAGAAGUAGACGUUGAUCAAGUUGAUGUUCUACUGUCCAUUUUGACAAGUGACAGUGAUCAUUCGUCAAGAAUUGUUCCUUUGAUGAAAAAGUUCAAAGAAUGGAUCACACCCCCAAACCGAGUGCACUCAUUUUUCAUUAGUUCACCGAGCACGCCAUUUUGAGAAUUCAUCAACUCACUUUUCCAUUCGAUAUAUAAUUACUGUCAUUAUAUUACCACGUGGUCAUGUAUGCUCAGUUUCGAGAAGACUUGUCUCAUUAAAAAAUUCUUACAUAGUAAUUGCAAGUGCUAAAACAUCAGGAUCAAUUUAUCUCAAAGUGCUAAUAUCUGUUCGAAUCGUUACGAAAACUACAAUCGGUGCAAACUUUCUUGGAAUGAAAAGAACUCAGAAGUGCGAAGGAAAAUUGCUCCUGUGUGUAUAGUAAAAAAUAAACGUAUAUUGGUUAACGUUGAGAAAGUACUGAAAUACACACUAAUACAAGAGUGUGGCCAUCACAUCUGAUUUAUUUCUUUGUGAUUUGAGAGUAAAUUAGAUGAAUUUUGUUGGCAUCAAUGAAAAGAGCCGACAAGAGACGUGAUGUGAAAGUGAAUCAUGGUCUAUUCAUCUAUCUGGUUGUGAUUUAAAUAAGGAUGACUAACCAGUACAAAACUGUACAGUCAUGUAUAUUGAAAUUUUAUUUGAGAAAUAUUUAUCAAUUUUAUGUUUUUAUUUAAAAAGACAAUAAAAUUAUGAAUCUAUUCCCAAAUACUUAACAUGAAAUAUCGUUUCUGAAUGAUUUUUAUGUACAUGUAUAGCAAUAAACAAUUCGAAUUUUGUAAGAAACGACGGGACUCUACAUUGUAAUUGAAAAUAAAGCAAUUAUAUAAUUAUGUAAUUUUGCUAUGAAAUUGUUUUUAACCAAUUGCGAUUUUACAAAAGCACGGUUUAGAAAUACAUUAUUCUCUGUUGUUGUUGUUGUUCAGUAUACAUGUAUCUUUAUCAUCGUUACAUGUAGGUGCAUCUUUGUGAAACCUAGUCCAUUUAACGAAUUCAUCAUCCAGUUUUGUUUAUGACAGAAUGUCCAUAUCACAUAUUUAUGAAUACAUACUUUAUGAUUCUAAUAAUACGAAUGAACUUUUGAAGAAUUA
Messenger RNA from Magallana angulata, 3163 nucleotides. RefSeq names its product neuropeptide Y receptor type 5-like. Lineage: Eukaryota; Metazoa; Mollusca; Bivalvia; Ostreida; Ostreidae. Gene Ontology annotation, cellular component: membrane. Gene Ontology annotation, molecular function: neuropeptide Y receptor activity. The record is from RefSeq and is a predicted model, not a curated record. The transcript has 3 exons. Bases 510 to 1793 code for a protein of 427 amino acids. Gene Ontology annotation, biological process: neuropeptide signaling pathway.